Messenger RNA from Rosa chinensis, 1119 nucleotides. RefSeq lists its product as uncharacterized. The record is from RefSeq and is a predicted model, not a curated record. NCBI's taxonomy places the organism in Eukaryota, Viridiplantae, Streptophyta, Magnoliopsida, Rosales, Rosaceae. Gene Ontology annotation, molecular function: RNA-DNA hybrid ribonuclease activity; nucleic acid binding. The transcript is spliced from 2 exons. Bases 1 to 1119 code for a protein of 372 amino acids.
AUGCGGCUACACAAGCUCAAGAUGAAUCCCGCCAAGUGCGUUUUUGGAGUUCAGGCAGGCGAUUUCCUGGGAUUCAUUGUCCAUCAAAAGGGCAUUGAGGUCCCUGAGGAUAAGGCAAACGUGGUCAUCAACGCAUCUCCCCCGCGAACGAAGAAAGAAUUACAGCGACUACUGGGUAAGAUCAACUUUUUACGACGAUUCAUUUCUAACUCUGCUGGCAAAAUCCAGCCGUUUUCCCCACUGCUGAAGUUACAAGGACAGAACGAGUUUGUGUGGGAACCUAAACAUCAAGAGGCUUUUGACAAAAUCAAAGCCUAUCUGGCGAGCCCACCAGUGCUUGUUCCUCCCAGAGCUGGAUUUCCAUUAAAGUUGUAUGUUUCAGCAGCUGAGGCUUCCAUUGGCAGCCUCCUCGCUCAGGAUGAUGAAGAGGCAUGCAAGUUGCGGCAUUGCAUGUUGUCAUUUACUACUUGCAUCAUUGCUCAAACCGAUCUAGUCAAGUAUAUGCUAUCACGACCUAUCCUGAGAGGCAGUAUUGGCAAGUGGGUGCUCGCCUUAUCAGAAUUCUCACUACAGUAUGUCCCACAGAAAGCAGUAAAAGGGCAAGCCAUCGCGGAUUUUCUGGCACAUCACCCUAUGCUGGAUGUCCCCGCGGUUAGAGAUUUAGAGGUCGCUGCCACAACUUUAGAUCGCCCAGAUUUGGCGUGCUUACCAGAGUACGCUACACUGUAUCAAGCCACAGUCUCACUCCAGCCCUGGGUGUUAUAUUUUGACGGGUCAAGAACGGAUACGUUAGCAGGAGCAGGAAUUGCACUGGAGAAUCCUGUUGGAGAUCACUUUUCGUACUCAUUCCAGUUGGAAUUUCAAUGUACCAACAACGAGGCAGAAUAUGAGGCCUUAAUCAUAGGCCUAGAAGUACUGCUGGAAAUGGGAAUCAGAGAUGUACAAAUACUUGGCGAUUCUCUUUUGGUUAUCAAUCAGUUAUGCAAUGAGUUCAGAUGCAAUAGCUUCACGUUGGUCCCUUAUUGGAACAGGGCAUUAGAACUGUUGGACCAAUUUGAUAACGUACAUCUUGAGUACAUUCCUCGCGACCAAAAUUUUGCGGCAAACGAGUUGGCCUAG